UCGGUGCAUUCACUGCAGGUGUUGGCCGCUUCUUGCUUGAAAUUGGCAUCAUUAACAAUGGCUUUUAGGGCCUCGAUCUCUGCUUGCGAUCUCCAAGCUCGUUUGCAGGGCUUUGUUUUCUUUUUCAAGAAGAUUAAUCCUCUUUUUAUAUGUUUCCAACUCGGGAAGUAUAGCUAAAAGUAUGUUGCGUUUCUCUUCAAUACCGGAGAGCCUCGAGUUCGUUGUUUCGAAGCACUUUUUGCAUCCUGGCUUGUGAUGUUGACAGCAGGUCCACAAAUCGCAAAUCCAUACAACAAAAUUUCACAAAACAACAUGUAUGCUACAUAGGAUCACACAUACACGUCAAAGUGACAUCCACGUAUUAUGUCGGUACAUGUUCUCCAAUGCCUUCCUUUCUAUUGCUGCAGAUGUACCAACGGAACUGUGAAAAUCCCCCCGUGCACCGUGAUUUCCCGCCUAUCUCCGGUCGAAUUAGCUGGGCUCGUCAGCUCAUGAGGCGCAUUCGUAAUCCAAUGGACAUAUUCGAGCGUCAUCCAAGUUGUCUGAAGACGCAAGAGGCAAUUAAAAUUAUCUGCCACUUUAAUCAGCUGGCAACUGUACUGGUCGAAUUUGAAAUUCUUUAUCACAAAGGUUGGCUUAAGCAAGUGGAAAUUGCUAAGACAGGACUUCAGGCGUCUCUGCUAGUUCGGCAUCCAGAUACUGGUGAGCUGUACGUGAACUGUGAUCCUCAACUGAUCCAGUUGAUUCGUGAGACUGAGUGUAUGAUGAAAAUGAAACUACCCAUCCCGGAAACGGUGGAGGGAGCCAUCAGUCCGGGUAUCACAAUGCUGAACUGGAAUUCACUCAACAUACCUGCUUACAUCUCAAACGUGUAUAGCCGGUUGCGCGAAGUGGAUUUACUGGUCAAACAGGUUAACGAUAUCCGCGAUGCACGCAUUGAUGCAGUCCUGCGAGAGAUCAGUGAAACUGUGUUUUGUGACCUGCCUAAAGACGACCCUUGGACCAUUGAUGAAUUUAUUGCAAAAACACAGAAACGUUGCGAACCUCUUGGCAAAGUCCUGGAUCACAUGAGUCUGUGCGUGGAAGAAGCCGUCCAUGAGUUAGCCAGUAUCUUCCUCGAGAGCUUGGAAAGCAUAGGUGUAUCAGCACUGGGACCCAGGUCUCCGUCAUCCAAAGCCACAGACAAAGAGAAGGAUCGCAAACUGGAGAGCAGGGAAAAGGACAAGGAUGGACAGAGAGAGAAGGCGUCCAAGCUACCCGACGAAAAAACUAUUGACGAAGAAAUAGAUGAGCUGAUUUUGUACUUUAAUCAUCGCACAUUCGAGGCUCUUCUGCGUGCUACAAGAAACGCUUUGGAUGGAAUGAAACGCAGACUGUUUUGUACCAGUAUCACGCGGUCAUCGUAUGGUAAAGGAACUUUCUCGGCAUCUGCAGGUUUCCCAACAAACGCUUUCAGCAAAGCUCCCUUCUUCAAGGCAGACAUAACUCUGGUUAUUCCACAAGUGGUUAUCCAUCCCAGCCUGGACGAUAUACAACAAACUCUAAACAAAGCUGCGCAGUCUGUGCUGGAUGUUACCCGGUCUGUGGCUCAAUGGGGACAGAAGAGAUUCAAACAGAUGGAAAUUAAUCCACAGAACGAUUCCACACCAGGUCACAUCAAAAGGACCGUGAGAGCCACUGAAUCUAAAGAAGAGAUUCCUGCAUCAAAGCUGAAAAACUACUAUAAGAGCGUAUCGGAACACAAGGACAUUAUCAAACUACUUAUGGUGCUCACUUCAGUGAUAAGUUCCUGCAAGGCUGAGGUCAUGACCUGUCUGGACUCUUUCACACAGUUCCACUCAGUCUGGGAUGAGGACAAGCAGAAAGUCGUAGCUGAUUUCGUUGCUUCAGAUCCCAUUCUUUCAGAAUUCAAGGCAGAGAUUCUGAAAUAUCAGGGCAUAGAGCAAGAGAUUGAAAACAUAGAAACAACCUUCAGAGUUGGCUACGGAGCUAUUGAAAUGUUCUCAGAAACCGGGAUAAGUUCUGCCUGUAUGGGCCUCUCGCUUGACGCAGACUACCUUUCAACGUUAUGGUGUCGUAAGCUGCCUAAAGCCCUUAAAGAAUGGCAAGCGUUCAACGAACUGAAGAAGAAGAUUGACGAUUUUAACGAGUGCUGCCCUCUUCUGGAGUUGAUGGCCAACAAAGCUAUGAAAGAGCGCCACUGGGACCGAAUAGCUACAGUCACAGGGCACAAGUUUGAUGUCGAAUCAGAAAACUUUUUGCUCAGGAAUAUCAUGGAGGCGCCACUGCUAGAAAACAAAGAAGACAUUGAGGACAUAUGCAUCUCGGCCGUCAAGGAGAAGGACAUUGAAGCUAAACUGAGCGCGGUUGUAGCAGAGUGGAAGUCACAAGCGUUUAGCUUUGCAGGAUUCAAGAACCGCGGAGAGUUACUAUUGAAGGGAAGUGAAACAACUGAGAUCAUCUCACUACUGGAAGACAGUCUAAUGGUGCUGGGAUCACUGCUUAGCAAUAGCUCUGACAGGUAUCUGGAAAAGAAGCGUCUCGUAUUCCCUCGGUUCUUCUUUGUCUCUGACCCCGCCCUUCUGGAAAUCUUGGGACAAGCCAGUGACUCACACACCAUCCAGGCGCAUUUGUUGAACGUGUUCGAUAACGUAAAGAAUGUGGAGUUUCACGAGAAGGAUUAUGACAGGAUCUUGGCCAUCAUUUCAUCAGAAGGAGAGACUGUACCGCUGGAGACAGCAGUCAUGGCAAAAGGUAACGUGGAGGUGUGGUUAGGAGAUCUGCUCAAUCAGGCCAUGAACUCGCUUCACGCUGUCAUCAGAGAUGCCUAUCACGCCAUUAACGACGGAGGCUUUAAUCUCAUGAACUUCCUGGGUCAGUUCGCAUCGCAGGUUGGAUUACUAGGCAUUCAGAUGAUCUGGACGCGGGACGCUGAAGAAGCGCUCAAAAACGCGCGAUCUGACAGAAAGGUCAUGGCAUCAACGAACCAGAAGUUCUUGAAUCUGUUGAACUCGCUGAUUGAAGUCACAACGCAGGAGCUCACCAAAAUGGAGAGGACCAAGUUCGAGACGUUUGUCACAAUUCACGUACAUCAGAGGGACAUCUUUGACGAUUUGGUCAAGAUGCACGUCCGUUCAGUGACAGACUUUGAGUGGCUCAAGCAGUCUCGUUUCUACUUCAAAGAGGAUAUUGAUGACUGUAUUAUUUCUAUCACGGACGUGGACUUCAGCUACCAGAACGAGUUUCUAGGCUGUACAGACAGACUGGUUAUCACUCCUCUCACGGACAGGUGUUAUAUAACACUAGCUCAGGCAUUGGGCAUGUCAAUGGGAGGUGCACCCGCUGGACCCGCUGGCACUGGCAAAACUGAAACAACCAAAGACAUGGGCAAGGCUCUUGGGAAAUACGUGGUUGUUUUCAAUUGCUCUGAUCAGAUGGACUUCAGAGGACUAGGCAGGAUUUACAAAGGCUUAGCGCAGUCAGGAAGUUGGGGCUGUUUCGAUGAGUUCAAUCGUAUUGAGCUGCCUGUGUUAUCAGUCGCCGCACAACAAAUCUACAUUGUGCUGACAGCUAAGAAGGAUCGUAAGAAGCAGUUUGUGUUCAGUGAUGGAGAUGUGGUAGAUCUCAAUCCGGAAUUUGGCAUCUUUCUGACCAUGAAUCCAGGAUAUGCAGGUCGUCAGGAAUUGCCAGAAAACCUCAAAGUCCAGUUUCGUACAGUAGCAAUGAUGGUUCCGGACAGACAGAUCAUCAUGCGAGUGAAACUUGCCAGUUGCGGUUUUAUAGAGAACGUCAUUCUGGCACAGAAGUUCUUUACAUUGUACAAAUUGUGCGAAGAACAGCUCAGUAAACAGGUUCAUUAUGACUUUGGUUUGAGGAAUAUCCUAUCAGUGCUGCGAACACUGGGCGCUGCCAAACGAGCCAACCCACAAGACAGCGAGAGCACAACUGUAAUGAGAGUGUUGCGAGACAUGAACCUCUCCAAACUGGUUGACGAGGAUGAGCCUCUUUUCCUGAGCUUGAUCAACGAUUUGUUUCCUGGAAUAGUCCUGGACAAGGCAGGUUACCCUGAGCUGGAGUCCAUGAUCCAGAAACACGUCGAAGAGGCUGGACUCAUCUACCAUCCUCCCUGGGUACUCAAGUUAAUCCAGUUGUAUGAAACUCAGCGUGUUCGUCACGGGAUGAUGACCCUGGGUCCCAGUGGAGCAGGCAAGAGCGUGUGUAUUAACAUUCUCAUGAAGGCCAUGGGUGACUGCGGUGCUCCCCAUCGAGAGAUGCGCAUGAAUCCAAAAGCCAUCACUGCGCCGCAGAUGUUUGGAAGGCUUGAUGUGGCUACCAAUGACUGGACUGAUGGCAUAUUCUCCACGCUUUGGCGAAAAACCCUCAAGGCAAAGAAAGGGGAGCACAUAUGGAUUGUUCUCGAUGGCCCUGUUGAUGCCAUCUGGAUUGAGAACCUGAACAGUGUACUAGACGAUAACAAGACGCUGACUCUAGCCAACGGAGACCGAAUCCCAAUGUCACCCCAGUGUAAAGUUGUGUUUGAACCGCACAACAUUGACAACGCUUCACCUGCCACUGUAUCACGUAACGGGAUGGUGUACAUGAGUUCGUCUGUUAUGGACUGGAGGCCUAUAGUCAAGGCUUGGCUAAACAAGAGAGAGGUUCAGGAGCAUGAUGUGUUGGAGCCGUUGUUUGAUUGCGUGUUUGAUGAAGUUUACACUUUUGUUAAGCAGAGCCUUUCUCCCAAGAUGGACGUGUUAGAGUGUAACGUUAUUACGCAGUGUAUUGACUUACUGGAAGGUCUUAUUCCAUGUAAAGAGGAACAUGGUGUUCUGAGUGCCACACAUUUGAGUCGCCUGUUCGUGUUCGCUCUCAUGUGGGGCGUGGGUGCCCUGCUUGAGCUGGAUGAUCGAGCCAAGAUGGAGGAAUUCCUUGUCAAUCACGGAAAGCUCUCUCUACCAGAUAUUGAUAAAGGAAGCCAGGACACCAUAUUUGAGUUUGUUGUAGAUAACAGCGGUAACUGGGAACACUGGCUAAACCGAGUGCAAGAGUACAUCUAUCCAUCUGAUUAUAAACCCGAGUAUUCCUCUAUUCUGGUACCAAAUGUCGACAAUGUCAGGACAAGCUUCCUCAUGGAAACCAUCGCCAAACAAAACAAGGCGGUGCUGCUGAUUGGAGAACAGGGUACAGCUAAGACAGUGAUGAUCAAAGGCUACCUUGCCAAGUACAACCCUGAAUUACACAUGAGUAAGAGUGUGAACUUCUCCUCGGCUACCACGCCUCUGCUCUUCCAGCGCACAAUUGAGAGCUAUGUAGAUAAACGUGUGGGUACCACGUAUGGCCCUCCAGCUGGGCGCAAGAUGACCUGCUUCAUUGAUGACGUCAACAUGCCCAUCAUCAACGAAUGGGGCGAUCAGGUAACAAACGAGAUUGUUCGCCAAGUGAUGGAACAACAAGGGUUCUACAAUCUGGAGAAGCCUGGAGAGUUCACGCACAUUGUAGACAUUCAGUUCAUCGCUGCCAUGAUUCACCCUGGAGGAGGAAGGAAUGAUAUUCCUGAACGACUCAAGCGUCAAUUUUCUAUCUUCAACUGCACUCUUCCUUCAAAUGCGUCCAUCGACAAGAUAUUUGGUGUCAUUGGUAAUGGUUACUUCUGUUCAGCGCGCUUCACAGAUGAAGUUUGCAGUGUUGUUUCUGAGCUUGUGGCUUCUACUAGAGUUCUUUGGCAACAAACGAAGGCCAAGAUGUUACCUACACCCGCUAAGUUUCACUACAUUUUCAACCUGCGUGAUCUUUCCCGCAUAUGGGAAGGCAUGCUAAACGUAGCUGGUGACGAAGUGAACACCAAGAGGGUUGUGUUAGCUCUGUGGAAACACGAGUGUACCCGAGUCAUAGCCGAUCGCUUCACGAACGAGGCUGACCGCAAGUGGUUUGAAAAGACGGUGACGAGGGUGAUCCAGGAUCAAAUGGGUGAUGAAGGCGUGGAGCAACUGAUGGACGAGCCUUACUUUGUGGAUUUCCUAAGAGAUGCUCCAGAACCAACAGGCGAAGAACCCGAAGAUGCAGAUUUGGAAGCUCCCAAGAUUUACGAAAUGGUGCCGACGCUGGAUUUCUUGAACGAAAAGCUUGGUCAAUACAUGGCCAUGUACAACGAUACGGUUCGAGGGGCACACUUGGACCUGGUGUUUUUCAAAGACGCCAUGACUCAUCUAGUGAAGAUCUCUCGUAUUAUCCGUACGCCUUGCGGGAAUGCUCUGCUUGUUGGCGUGGGUGGCUCAGGCAAACAGUCUCUUACACGACUGGCUUCUUUUAUCGCUGGAUAUAAGAUUUUCCAGAUCACACUGACAAGGUCCUACAAUGUGAGCAACUUGAUGGACGACCUCAAGUUCCUGUACCGCGUGGCAGGGGCUGAAGGAAACGGUAUUACGUUCAUCUUUACAGACAACGAGAUCAAGGAUGAAAGUUUCCUGGAAUACCUCAACAACGUACUUUCAUCCGGAGAGGUAUCGAACUUGUUUGCCCGUGAUGAACUGGACGAGAUCACUCAAGGCCUUGUUGGAGUCAUGAAGAAAGAAUUGCCCCGAGUGCCCCNUUCAAAGAGAUUUUGUUUCUCCGCAGAUUGUUGGACUCAGCUUCAAAGCUCUGUGGCAGCUGUAACGUCACUCAACCAUAAGUACUUCCGGAAUCAUCUUGAGGACGCGUUGUCACUCGGCAGACCCCUUCUCAUCGAAGACGUCGGAGAAGAACUGGACCCUGCUCUGGACAAUGUGCUUGAGAAGAACUUUAUCAAGUCGGGCUCCACCUUUAAGGUAACGUCACUCAACCAUAAGUACUUCCGGAAUCAUCUUGAGGACGCGUUGUCACUCGGCAGACCCCUUCUCAUCGAAGACGUCGGAGAAGAACUGGACCCUGCUCUGGACAAUGUGCUUGAGAAGAACUUUAUCAAGUCGGGCUCCACCUUUAAGGUUAAAGUUGGAGAUAAAGAAUGUGACGUGAUGAGCGGUUUUAGAAUGUACAUCACAACAAAACUGGGAAACCCCUCUUACACACCGGAGGUCAGCGCACGAACAGCAAUCAUCGACUUUACUGUGACAAUGAAAGGAUUGGAAGAACAACUUCUGGGAAGAGUCAUCAAUACAGAAAAAGAGGAGUUAGAAGCAGAACGAGUAAAGCUGAUGGAAGAUGUGACGACUAACAAGAGGAAAAUGAAGGAGCUUGAAGACAAUUUGUUGUACAGGCUGACAAGUACUCAGGGAUCAUUAGUAGAGGACGAGUCUCUCGUAGCCGUGCUGAAGACCACUAAAGAGACAGCUGAGGAAGUAAGCGAGAAGCUUGCUGUGGCAGCUGAGACUGAAGUGAAGAUCAACUUAGCGCGUGAGGAGUUCCGUCCCGUGGCUACACGGGGAUCCAUUCUUUAUUUCUUGAUCGUUGAGAUGAGCAUGGUGAAUGUUAUGUACCAGACCUCGCUGAGACAGUUCUUAGGGAUCUUUGAUUUGUCCAUGGCAAAGUCUGAGAAAUCACCAAUCCCAGCAAAAAGAAUACAGAAUAUUAUCGAGUUCCUAACAUACGAGGUAAACUUCUUCACUCUGACUUGUUCGAGCGGGUUGCGCGAGUUUUUGUAAGCCAAUAAACAUCUCAUAUGUGUAAACGUAUAACUAGUGCUUGUUAUUUAGCACUCUUGCCAGUAAUUGCUUAUGAUUGGUUUCGCUCAAGGUGGUGCGGCUCUUGAUCUGAAGGCUGUACAACCCAAACCUGGCAAGUGGAUCAUGGAUAUGACCUGGUUGAACUUAGUAGAGCUUAGCAAGUUAACUCAGUUUUCAGGCAUAUUAGAUCAGGUUCGCCGGAACGAGUCCGGUUGGAAGCAGUGGUUCGACAACGACGCUCCCGAAGAGAGUUUUAUUCCUGAUGGCUACGAGAUCUCACUGGAUACUUUCAGGAAGCUGCUACUAGUCAGGUCAUGGUGUCCUGACCGGACGCUGCAUCAGGCUCGUAAGUACAUCGCAGAUACCAUGGGUGAAAGGUAUGCUGAGGGCGUGAUCCUGAACCUCGAGGCCACUUGGGAAGAGAGCAAUCCUCAAACACCACUCAUAUGCUUCCUCUCCAUGGGCUCCGAUCCUACAGGGGCCAUUGAGAACCUCGCUAAGCGCAAGGGAAUUGAAUGUCGAGCGGUAUCCAUGGGUCAGGGGCAGGAAGUGCACGCCAGAAGACUCCUUCAACAGUCCAUGGCUGGUGGCGGCUGGGUGCUGCUUCAGAACUGUCAUUUGGGCUUAAACUUUAUGGACGAGCUCCUAGAGACAGUGACGACUGCCGAGUCUUCACACGAGGGCUUCAGCGUCUGGAUCACAACUGAGGCGCACAAUCAGUUCCCCAUCAGUCUUCUGCAGUCUUCAAUCAAAUUCACAAACGAGCCGCCACAGGGCGUGAAGCCAGGAUUAAAGAGAACUUACGCUGGAAUCACUCAGGACCAGUUGGAUGUGACUAACAUGCCGCAGUGGAAGCCCACCCUCUAUGCUGUGGCUUUCCUGCACACCGUCGUUCAGGAACGGCGUAAGUUUGGUCCGCUAGGCUGGAACAUUCCUUACGAGUUCAACCAGGCAGACUUUGCCGCUAGUGUGCAAUUCGUUCAGAACCACUUGGAUGACAUCGAUCCUAAGAAGGGCGUGUCGUGGAACACAGUCAGGUAUAUGCUUGGGGAGGUGCAGUAUGGUGGUAGAGUUACCGAUGAUUACGACAAGAGGCUGUUAAACACCUUUGCAAAGGUUUGGUUUGGGGAACACAUGUUUAGCGAUGACUUCUGUUUCUACACCGGCUACAAGAUCCCCAAGUGUCGUGGGUUGGAGCAGUUCUUUGAAGCCAUUCAAGCUCUUCCUUCAGUGGACACGCCUCAGGUGUUUGGCUUGCAUCCCAAUGCAGAUAUCACGUACCAGAGCAAUACAGCCAAAGACGUGCUGGACACUAUCAUGAGCAUACAACCCAAGGACUCAGGGGGAGGGUCUGGGGAGACACGCGAGAGUGUUGUGACCAGACAGGCAGAUGAUAUGCUGGAGAAACUUCCAAAUGACUACAUACCACAUGAAGUGAGAGCGCGACUUCAGAAAAUGGGAGCUCUGGCGUCCAUGAACAUCUUUUUGAGACAAGAGAUUGACCGCAUGCAGCGCGUCAUAUCCUUGGUGCGACAAACCCUGACUGACCUGAAGCUGGCCAUAGAAGGAACCAUCAUUAUGAGUGAGAAUCUGCGUGAUGCCUUGGAUAACAUGUACGAUGCCAGGAUUCCCGCUCUUUGGAGAAAAAUUUCGUGGGAGUCCUCAACCCUGGGGUUCUGGUUCACGGAGUUCCUGGAACGAAACGGUCAGUUCUCCACCUGGAUUUUCAAUGGUCGCCCUAAUGUGUUCUGGAUGACUGGCUUCUUCAACCCCCAGGGCUUCCUCACUGCUAUGAGACAGGAAGUCACGCGCGCGCACAAGGGCUGGGCUCUAGACUCUGUCGUGCUACACAAUGACGUCAUCAGGGCUAUGAAAGAGGACAUCAACUCACCCCCCUCCGAAGGUGUGUAUAUUUAUGGUUUAUACCUGGAUGGCGCUGGUUGGGAUCGUCGUGGAUGUAAACUAAUUGAGCCCCAGCCUAAGGUCCUCUUCACCCUGCUGCCUGUGGUGCACGUAUAUGCCGUCAACUCCACAGCACCUAAAGACCCGCGUCUAUACCAGUGUCCGGUGUACAAGAAACCUCAGCGCACAGACCUGACUUACAUCACCCCUCUGUGGCUCAAAACCGUACAGAGUCCGGAUCACUGGAUUCUCAGGGGAGUCGCUCUUCUCUGCGACAUUAAGUGAAUUCGGAUUCUUACGUGUUCACUUCUCAGUUUUUUCCUUCUUUUAAGCCUUUUAUCACCCAGUACUGGUGUGCAAUGGCAUGCAUGCAACUUUGUUUUCCUUACUUUUUAACUUUGUAGAAAACAAGUUUGCUUGUAGUUUUGAUUGCCGCGCGCAUUUUGUUUGUCAUAAUUGUUUUUUAUCGUUUCUUGCGUUUGAACCAUUGCGGGUUAGCUUGUCGCAUGUCGGUCGUUCAAUCUUUGAACUCUGAGGAAAAUUACUUAUGACCUUUAAAGCUAAAAUACUAUGUACUUUCUAAAAAAAGUAAUAAAGAAACACAUUGAAAAACAUUGUAACAAAAUGUGACUUACCUUAGAUUAUAUGAAGGCAACAUGCUCUAAAGUAUAAAAGCAAGGAAAAAUGAAGAAAUGAAAGGGGCAAAAAUUAAUUCUAUAAUCAAACAAUGAGUUUACUAUGUGAAGGGUAAAUUUUUCAACAUUGUCCGAGCGUGGGACAAAGAAAAAAUCUGUGUCCCCGACAGGAAUCGAACCCAUGACC
Messenger RNA from Orbicella faveolata, 10364 nucleotides. Its product is annotated as dynein axonemal heavy chain 8-like. Lineage: Eukaryota; Metazoa; Cnidaria; Anthozoa; Scleractinia; Merulinidae. Gene Ontology annotation, molecular function: ATP binding; dynein intermediate chain binding; dynein light intermediate chain binding. Gene Ontology annotation, cellular component: axonemal dynein complex. Gene Ontology annotation, biological process: microtubule-based movement. The record is from RefSeq and is a predicted model, not a curated record.